Molecule: messenger RNA, 980 nt
Organism: Nestor notabilis (Kea)
Lineage: Eukaryota; Metazoa; Chordata; Aves; Psittaciformes; Psittacidae
Product: protein-glutamine gamma-glutamyltransferase 6-like
Exons: 7
Biological process (GO): peptide cross-linking
Molecular function (GO): protein-glutamine gamma-glutamyltransferase activity
Source: RefSeq, a predicted model, not a curated record
AUGGCAGCCCUGAAAAUAGCAAAUGUCAAUUGGCAAUCCAAACUAAAUAAAGCUGCACACCACACCUCUGAGUACAGCAGCACAGAAGCAAUCUUGAGGAGAGGUCAGGCCUUCAACAUCACUCUGAACCUCCAAACAGUGCAAUCUGGAGACAACUUCACCUUUAUUGCAAGCACAGGACCAUCUCCAGCAGAAUCGCAGCAGACCAAGGCCAUAUUUAACCUUUCUGAAGAGGGUGCCAAUGGCUGGAGUGCAACCCAAGAGCCCAGUGAGCCUGGCUGCAUGAACUUCAUAAUAUUCAGCCCAGCCAAUGCUGUCAUUGGACGAUACAAACUCAAGCUCCAGAUUGCUUCUGGGAACAAGAUCUCUUCAACACUCCUGGGCCAAUUUGUGCUACUCUUCAAUCCCUGGUGUCCAAAUGAUGACGUCUAUAUGCCUAAUGAAAAGGAGCGAUGGGAGUAUGUCCUGAAUGAGAGUGGAAUCAUAUUUCAGGGACUGGAAAAAUAUAUUCAACAAGAAGCUUGGAACUAUGGACAGUUUGAAGAGGAUAUCCUUGAUAUCUCUCUGGCUAUACUAGAUCGAAGCCUGAACCACUGCCAAGAUCCAGCUGUCGAUGUAUCCAACCGAAACAAUCCUGUCUAUGUGAGCAGGGUUGUCAGUGCCAUGGUUAACAGCAAUGAUGAAAAAGGAGUAGUGGAAGGGAAGUGGAAUGGAAAGUACUGCUCAGGAACCAACCCCCUGCGGUGGAGUGGAAGCGUGACCAUCCUUCGAAAGUGGUACAGGGGCAGGUACAAACCUGUCCGGUAUGGCCAGUGCUGGGUCUUCGCAGGAGUAAUGUGCACAGUCCUGAGAUCCUUGGGAAUACCUACUCGUGUUAUCACAAACUUCAACUCUGCCCAUGACAGGAAUAUAAAUCUGAGUGUUGAUAAGUACAUUGACAUUUCUGGAAAGACCCUGCACUUGACUGAAGACAGUGUGUG